UGGGUCCACAUAGAACUGGCCCACGAUCUGGGCCCGUCCUUCACCCUUUUGAGAACCAGAGACAGUGCCACCUCACCUACAACAAAGGAGGCGCUCAGCAGCAUAUCCAAAUCCCCCUGACGUCCAAUGCCCCACUGGAACAUGUCAGCUCCUGUGGGGAAUCUUCCUGGUGGCCCGCUGGAGGAGGGGCUGGGCUGACGACUUGCAGACCCCGUGGGACACAAGGGUGCUGAGAAUUAACCUGCCAGCCUGCUGAGUGUGAAACAAUACACUGUUGUGGAUUCAAUUUGCAUUUCCUGAUUGUUAAUAUAGGGUCUGUUAAGUCCUGCGAAAUAAAAGAUUAAUCCAGUCCAGUGGACCCUGUGGCUCCUCACCUCUGAGCGAGUCAGGACCGAAGACCCAGCCAGCCUCACGCAAUGUAUCGCAGGGCGGCAACCGGAGACCAGUUCUCCGCAUUCAAAUUUACCUGCUCUGCCACAACGGACCGAUGAGAAGGCUCCAGAGACUGAUUCAGGGCAGGGUCCUGUUCCUGACCGUCUGUGCAGCUGGCAUUGGUGGGACUUUUCAAUUUGGCUACAACCUCUCCAUCAUCAACGCCCCGACCUUGCACAUUCAGGAAUUCACCAAUGAGACGUGGUGGGCACGUACUGGCUGGCCACUGCCUGACCACCUGGUUCUGCUCGUGUGGUCCCUUAUCGUGUCUCUGUACCCCCUGGGGGGCCUCUUUGGAGCGCUGCUCGCAGGGCCCUUUGCCAUCAAGCUGGGAAGGAAGAAGUCCCUCCUGGUGAACAACAUCUUUGUGGUGGCCGCAGCAAUCCUGUUUGGCUUCAGCCGCAGAGCAGGCUCCUUCGAGAUGAUCGUGCUGGGACGGCUGCUCGUGGGCGUCAGCGCGGGUGUCAGCAUGAACAUCCAGCCCAUGUACCUGGGGGAGAGCGCACCCAAGGAGCUCCGAGGGGCUGUGGCCAUGACCUCAGCCAUCUUCACCGCCCUGGGGAUUGUGAUGGGUCAGGUGGUCGGACUCAGGGAGCUCCUGGGUGGCCCACAGGCCUGGCCUCUGCUGCUGGCCAGCUGCCUGGUGCCUGGGGUACUCCAGCUCGCUUCCCUGCCCCUGCUCCCUGAGAGCCCACGCUACCUCCUCAUUGACCGUGGAGAUAGUGCGACCUGCCUGGCAGCCCUGCAGCGGCUGCGGGGCACCACAGAGGUGAUGGUGGAACUAGCCGAGCUGGAGGAGGAGCGCGCCGCCUGCCAGGACGGGCGCGCGCGGCGCCCGUGGGAGCUGUUCCAGGAUGGCGCCCUGCGGAGGCAGGUGAUUAGCCUCGUGGUGCUGAGCAGUGCCAUGGAGCUGUGCGGGAAUGACGCGAUAUACGCCUACGCCUCCUCCGUGUUCCGGGAGGCAGGAGUUCCCCAGGAGAAGGUCCAGUACGCCAUCGUCGGGACUGGGUGCUGUGAGCUGCUCACAGCAUUCGUCAGUUGUAUGGUCAUUGAGAGAGUGGGUCGGCGGGUGCUGCUCGUGGGGGGAUAUUGCCUGAUGACCUGCUGGGGGAGUGUCUUCACAGUGGCCCUGUGCCUGCAGAGCUCCUUCCCCUGGAUGCCCUACCUGGCUAUGUCCUGCAUCUUUGCCUUCAUCCUCAGCUUUGGCAUCGGCCCUGCCGGAGUGACAGGGAUCCUGGCCACGGAGCUGUUUGACCAGAAGGCCCGGCCUGCUGCCUACAUGGUCUGCGGGGCGAUCAUGUGGACCAUGCUCUUCCUGGUCGGGCUGGGGUUCCCCUUCCUCAUGGAGGGAUUGUCCCACUUCCUCUAUGUGCCUUUCCUCGGCGUCUGUGUCUGUGGGGCCCUCUACACUGGUUUCUUCCUCCCUGAGACCAAAGGCAAGACCUUCCUGGAGAUCUCUGAGGAAUUGCACAGACUCAAUUUCCCCGGGCAGAGCCAGGGCCCCACGUGGAGGGGCCCAGAGGUCAUCAGGUCCACAGAGCUGUAGUUCCACAGGUGUGGCUGGGGCCCAGAUCCAGCUGCUGCUCUUCUCUUUGCUUCCUCUCCAUUCACUAGCUCCUGCAUUUUUUUGUUUAAUGAGUAAGUACUUAUUAAAUGAGCACCUACUGUAUGUAGACAUGGUGCCAGGUGCUUAGCAAUCGUGGUGAGCCAGACAGAUGGGAUACGGGACCUCUUGGUUCUCCCCAUCUAGAAGCAGUCAACUAACAGGAAACCAAUAAAAACAUAGCUACAAACUUGGGGAAAUGCACUGGAAGAAAAAUAUAGGUUGAAGAGUAUAUAUGGCGGGGCGGGGGGAAGGGGGUUGACCUAGUUUGAGAUGGGCAUGAUCAGAAAAGGAUUUUCUGAGGAACUGAUUUUUUAAAGAUCAACUUUAUUGAGGUAUAAUUUACAUACAGCAAAUAUAUCCAUAUUAAGUAUACAGUUGAUGAGUUUUGACAGAUUUAUCCACCCAUGAAACCACCAAACCACCACAAUCAAGGUAGAACAUUCAUUCAGAUCACCCCAAAAUCUCCCUCAUGCCCCCUGGCAAUCAAUAACCCACUCCACCCCCAGCCCCAAGCAACCCCAACCUGCUUUCUGUCACUUAGGUCAGAUAUGCCUUCUUUAGAAUUUGAUAUAAUUCCAUACUAUAUGUAUGCAUUUGUGUCUGGCUUUGCUCCAGACACAUUUUUUGAGAUUCAUGUAAGAUGGCACAUAUAUUGGUAUAAUUCCUUUGUGUUUCCACAUAGUAUUUCAUUGUAUAGAUGAACCGUAAUAUAGAUAUACCAUAAUUUGCUUAUCUAUUUACCUGUUGGACAUUUGGGCUAUUUCUCAUUCUUAGCCAUCAUGAAUAAAACUGCUGUGAACAUUGCUA
Molecule: messenger RNA, 2845 nt
Organism: Rhinolophus ferrumequinum (greater horseshoe bat)
Lineage: Eukaryota; Metazoa; Chordata; Mammalia; Chiroptera; Rhinolophidae
Gene: SLC2A11
Product: solute carrier family 2 member 11
Exons: 14
Coding region: 488-1978 (496 amino acids)
Biological process (GO): monosaccharide transmembrane transport
Cellular component (GO): membrane
Molecular function (GO): hexose transmembrane transporter activity
Source: RefSeq, a predicted model, not a curated record